Neoarthrinium moseri is the source of this 1137-nucleotide messenger RNA. RefSeq lists its product as uncharacterized. NCBI's taxonomy places the organism in Eukaryota, Fungi, Ascomycota, Sordariomycetes, Amphisphaeriales, Apiosporaceae. The record is from RefSeq and is a predicted model, not a curated record. The transcript has 2 exons. Bases 1 to 1137 code for a protein of 378 amino acids.
AUGCUUUCGACAUCUUCACUGGCUGCCAUUGCCAUGUUGGCGUCUGCCGCGGCAGCUGUGCCGAACGUCAAGGCCCGAGCUACCGAUGCUGAAUCACUCACGCCCUGGGUCACUGUCGGCGACAACGGCACGCCCGUGACCAUCACGCCCGUUCAGACGACCAUUGACGGUACCGCCACGGUCAUCUCUGGCGCGCCGCACGACCUGACCGGCACCGUCUUCACGCAGACCAGCUACGGCGAGAUAACCACGAGCACAGGCACAGCGCCUGCCCCGACCGCUACCGCAGCCGAUGGCUCCGGAUCCUUCCUGAAAUGCAACAACAAAGAUGGGGCCAAUGCGCCUUGGUGUAGGCCCGACGAGGGCGCAAUCAUGUAUCCCGGCACUACCUACUACCUCACCUGGGACAGCACCUACUUCACCCCCAAUACCACCGUCACGGUGCAGGGCAACUACUUGAAUGCCACGACUGGCGAAGUUACCAGCCAGGCCUUCGAAUCCGACAAGAUGGUGGCCACCUGGGGCUACUGGAAACUGGCCGCCACCUCGGAUCUCAUGCAGGGCCAGUCGGCCAUGAACAUCUCGCUGCAGAUCGUCGCUCUGAAUACCACGACAGGAACCAGGAGCACGUUUGUCAAGGGACCGACCAUCCAGAUUGCCAAUGUACCGACGUACCACAAGGCGCCUGCGGCACCGCCGAGUGGCGCCGCCCUGUACAUUGCUCUGCCGACUGUGUUCGGUUUCAUCAUCUUGUGUGUAGUCGGCGGCUGUCUCUGGAACCGCAAGACGCGCAAGAUCGAACUAGGCAAUGUCAUGUCGCGCAGCCGCCACGGCUUCGGCCUCGGCAAGCCUCGCGCCGGUCUUAGCCAGCGGCGCAAGGAGAGAAAGGCGGCCGAGCGAGUUCAGCUCAUGGAGAGGGAGAUUGCCGCAGGUGGCGGCCAGGUGUACCGAGACCAGCCGGAUUGGAUUGACAUCCCCAGACGCGAUAGCGAUGCGCUGGGCAGCUUGGCCGGGACCCCGACCGACGAGCGCUUUCACCAACCCGGUGCGCGCGAUGGAAGUGCGAGGCCUCAGGCUGGAGCAGAGAGAAACUACUUCCGGGAUGAGUUGCACAGACAGGACGAGGACCGACGCUAG